AUGGCGAAAGUCUCUGUGGCAGAGGCGGAGGAAAUUAUGGACACUAAGGGCGAGGAGCACAUUGAGGAAAUCGCACUUGCAAGAUUGACUGAAGAGGAUGUAUGGAAAAUUUCUCAGGAGUCACUUACAGUGUGGUCAUGGACUGGUGUUCGUCUUGGUCUUAUCAUGUUCGUACAAGGAUGUAACCAGGCUGGGUUCGGGGUCGAUUGGGGAGUGAUCAGCGGGAUCGACGCAAUGACUGCAUGGCACGAUUACUUUGACUUCGGCACAGCCGGAUCUACAUAUGGUCUUAUCAAUGCCCUAAUGAGCAUUGGAACAGUCUGCGGAGCUCCAUUCAUGUCCUUGGCAGAUGUCUUCGGACGUCGCGGUAUCAACUUCGCUGGUAACGCCAUCGUGAUUGUUGCGGCUAUCUUGCAGGGCUGUGCGAUCAACCUACAUAUGUUCAUGGCCGGUCGCUUCUUCAUGGGAUUCGGUACUGCUUUGAUGUCAAGUUCGCAGUAUAUUGGCGAGGUUGCUCCACUUCACCUUCGUGGUCGCAUGGUCGGAUUCUUUGGUGCUUGUUUCCAGGUCGGAAGUCUCGUCAUGCUGGGUGCUAUGAUUGGAUUGGAGAGCUUGCCAGGCAACAACUGCUGGCGAAUCCCUCUCAUAUUGGAGGCCAUUUUCCCUGUUAUUGUCUGUCUGACUAUUUUCGUGUUGACCCCCGAGUCUCCUCGAUGGUAUAUCAUGAAGGGUAAUCGGGAAAAGGCCAAGGAGGUUAUUGCCAAGUACCACACUACUAGCGGCGACAUCAAUGAGCCGAUCGUUGAGAUAUCGGUCAGGCAGAUGGAGGAAUCUCUGGAGAAUGAUAGAGCUGGCUACCAGGCCUUUUGGGACUACAGGGUAUUCUUCGCCAAGACUGGUCGCUUCCGACUUUUAGUUCUAGUGCUGUAUUCCAUUUUCCAGCAAUGGAAUGGCGGCAGCAUUAUAACUUACUACAUGACACCCGCACUCGAAACUAUCGGCGUUACCGGCACACGCCAGCAACUCGGAAUCACCAUUGGAACUACCGCGACGUAUUUUGUUUUCACUACAUUUGGAUCUUUCCUCGUUGAUAUAUUCCGCAGACGAACAUUGAUCUUUGCGGGCUUAGCUUCAAUGAUUCUGUUUCAAACGGCUACAACCAUUACGUCCUGGCAAUACAGUCUUACGGCCGACCAUGCGGCAGCGUCCCUUACUAUCCUGUGGAUAUUCCUCUAUCAGGCAUUUUCUGCCUCGCUCAUUGCAACAAUGCAUAAUCUAUAUCCCGUUGAAGUGCUUUCUUUGCCACUACGUGCAAAGGGAAUGGGGUUGUACAGUUUGAUCCAAGGAGGUGCAAGUGCUGCACAGACAUAUGGAAUUAGCGUGGGUAUCGCCAAGAUUGGGUACAAGAUUUGGGUGGUGUACAUCGCAUACAACUCGAUUCAGCUUGUAUUAUCCUAUUUUUUCUUUCCUGAGACAAGUGGAUUGAGUCUGGAAGAGAUCGAUACGGUCUUUGAAACUCCUGGUGUGGCGCCGGUGAAGAUGUCUCUAGAUAUAGAGAAGGCGAAGAAGGAAAGACUUGCUGCAGCACGGGACGAAGAGGCUAGAGCUUGA
Messenger RNA from Penicillium angulare, 1611 nucleotides. Its product is annotated as putative MFS sugar transporter protein. Gene Ontology annotation, molecular function: carbohydrate:proton symporter activity. Bases 1 to 1611 code for a protein of 536 amino acids. Gene Ontology annotation, biological process: carbohydrate transport; transmembrane transport. The record is from RefSeq and is a predicted model, not a curated record. Lineage: Eukaryota; Fungi; Ascomycota; Eurotiomycetes; Eurotiales; Aspergillaceae. The transcript is spliced from 2 exons. Gene Ontology annotation, cellular component: membrane.